This is a messenger RNA of Spinacia oleracea (spinach), 2138 nucleotides long. RefSeq names its product wall-associated receptor kinase-like 20. The record is from RefSeq and is a predicted model, not a curated record. Bases 138 to 2039 code for a protein of 633 amino acids. Gene Ontology annotation, biological process: protein phosphorylation. The transcript is spliced from 3 exons. NCBI's taxonomy places the organism in Eukaryota, Viridiplantae, Streptophyta, Magnoliopsida, Caryophyllales, Amaranthaceae. Gene Ontology annotation, molecular function: polysaccharide binding; protein kinase activity; ATP binding.
ACUUUCAAAAGUCCAUAUUCAUAGUUGUACCAUUUAUUAUAGUUUAAUUACUCUAAUUCUAAGUAUAAAAUCUAAUUUAAUCACGGCAUCACCUACUACAUUUCUUUCCCCAAGUUUGAUUUUCUCCCUCCCCCAAAAUGCCCCACCACCUUCGCCUCCUCCUCACGGCGGCGCUACUUAUCUCAGCCGUGAUAUCCACCACAUCAACCAGGGAAUGCCCACCGUGCGGCACCACCCGUGUACCAUACCCACUAAGCACGGCCCCCACGUGCGGUGAUCAAGAGUACAUAAUCCAGUGCAACAACAACAGCACACUGUUGUUCCCAACAUCCAACAACACUUACCCAAUCACAUCCAUCAACGCAAACAAUCAACGGUUAGUGAUUGAGCCCUCACCAUUCCUCCCCAACACCUGCAUCACAUCGGAUAUCUCCACCCAAGGCGUCCAGCUCAACCAAACGGCACCGUUUAACGUCACGGGUGACAACACCGUCAUGUUCCUCAACUGCUCCCAGUCUCUCCUGGGGUCCCCACUCAACUGCUCUUCCAAUAGUCUCUGCCACGUGUACGUCAACUCCACACGUGAGGCUUCCGCGUGUCAGAGCUCGCCUAUUUGCUGCACUUUCCGAGCUGGAGGUGGAACGACGUCGUACUCUAUCCGUGUAAGGGAAGGGGGUUGUCGGGCUUACAGGAGUUUUGUGGACUUGAACCCAAGUCUACCCGUGGGUCAGUGGGGUCAGCCUGGGUUGAUGAUCCAGUGGCUGCUACCCCAGGAACCAGUUUGUAGGACUCAGGCUGAUUGUGCCGUUGAUGAUGGGAAUUCGACUUGUAGGGCUGAUCCUAGCUCUGUGGGCACCAGUAGGUGUUUUUGUAAUUCUGGCCUUCAUUGGGAUGGUGUUAAUGGAAUUUGCGCUGAAAAUGAUGUUUGUGGGAACCAAGGAGGGUGUAACAAUUCAAAUAAGGCUGCCUUAAUAGCAGGUUUGGUAUCAGGAAUAGGAGGCGCAUUGAUUCUUGCUACAAUAGUUGCAAUGUAUUACAAACGUCAACGUAGGAUAAAAGAAGCCCAAGAACGUCUAAAGAAGGAAAGAGAAGAGGUUCUGAACUCUGGAGGGGGAAGAACUGCCAAGAUCUUUAGUGGUAGAGAGAUCAAAAAAGCCACCAACCAUUUCUCUAGAGACCGCCUCUUAGGCUCCGGUGGUUACGGGGAUGUUUACAAAGGCGUUCUUUAUGACGGCACACUUACUGCUGUCAAGUGUGCUAAGGUUGGAAACGCGAAAGGAACUGACCAAAUCCUGAAUGAAGUCCGAAUCCUCUGUCAAGUUAAUCAUCGGAGUCUUGUCCGUUUACUUGGUUGUUGUGUUGAGUUAGAGCAACCUAUAAUGGUGUACGAGUAUAUCUCUAAUGGUACGCUUUAUGAUCACUUGUACAAGCAUAAACCUGGAGGGUAUAGUCGUCUUACAUGGUCUCAUCGUUUGAGUGUUGCGUAUCACACUGCUGAAGCUCUUGCAUACCUCCACUUCUCAGCAAACCCCAAUAUUUAUCAUAGAGAUGUUAAGUCAUCCAACAUUUUGUUAGACGAGAAAUUGAAUGCUAAGGUCUCGGAUUUUGGGUUAUCAAGGUUGGCUGAGCCGGAUAUGAGCCAUAUCUCUACAUGUGCUCAGGGGACCCUCGGGUAUCUGGAUCCUGAGUACUACAGAAACUACCAGUUGACAGACAAGAGUGAUGUUUACAGCUUUGGAGUUGUAUUGUUGGAGCUUUUAACAUCACAAAAGGCGAUUGAUUUUCAUCGAGAAGCUGAUGAUGUAAACUUGGCUAUGUAUGUUAAGAGGCUUGUAGAUGAAGAGCGUAUGUUGGAUGCUGUAGAUCCUCUGUUGAAGGAGGGAGCUAGUACCCUGGAGAUAGACACCAUCAAGGCGUUAGGAUUUCUCGCUAUUGGGUGCUUGGAGGAGCGUAGACAAAACCGGCCUUCCAUGAAAGAAGUUGCUGAAGAAAUUGAGUAUAUAAUCAGCAUUGCUACAGCAGAGAAAGCAGAACACUAGUUUCACUUACAAAUCUAAAUUUUGUUACUUAAUUUGUUUAGUAUAUAUGCUUGUUGUACUACUCCACUUGUUAUAUUAAAUUAUUCAUUUAACCUUUUA